Messenger RNA from Syngnathus typhle (broad-nosed pipefish), 1937 nucleotides. RefSeq names its product suppressor of tumorigenicity 7 protein homolog. The transcript is spliced from 16 exons. Lineage: Eukaryota; Metazoa; Chordata; Actinopteri; Syngnathiformes; Syngnathidae. Gene Ontology annotation, molecular function: protein binding. The record is from RefSeq and is a predicted model, not a curated record. Bases 265 to 1818 code for a protein of 517 amino acids.
CGGAGCUAACCGUCCGUCCGUCCACAUUGGCUUGGCUGCCUUACUGACUGUUGCUAGCUCGGCUAACGUUAGCCUGCCUCUUCCAGCGAAGUGCGAACACUCCACAGACAGACACGUCGCCCAGCAUCCACGCCGCGAGACUACUGGGCACAUGUUGGGACCCUCCGGAGCCACCACUCGGGGGGAAGAAAUGCUAGCCACGAAUAGGGAUCUGAGCACCGCGCACUAAAGAAAAAAAAAAAAAAAAGAGCUCCCGAUCCAGCCAUGUUCGGCACAGAGUCGUCACUAAGCAUGUUUCUCAACACCCUGACACCCAAGUUCUACGUGGCUCUGACGGGCACCUCCUCCCUCAUAUCAGGACUCAUUUUGAUCUUCGAGUGGUGGUACUUCAGGAAGUACGGCACUUCCUUCAUCGAGCAGGUGUCUGUGAGCCACCUGCGCCCCCUGCUGGGUGGCGUGGACAGCAGUUCCCCCAGCAACUCCAGCGCCAGCAACGGCGAGGCUGACUCCAGUCGGCAAAAUGUGUCGGAAUGUAAAGUUUGGAGAAACCCGCUGAAUUUAUUCCGAGGAGCCGAGUACAAUCGGUACACGUGGGUGACGGGCCGAGAGCCGCUGACGUACUACGACAUGAACCUGUCAGCGCAGGACCACCAAACCUUCUUCACCUGCGACUCGGACCACCUGCGGCCCGCCGAUGCCAUCAUGCAGAAGGCAUGGAGGGAGAGAAACCCUCAAGCCCGCAUCUCGGCUGCACACGAAGCUCUGGAGCUGGAAGACUGCGCGACGGCGUACAUCCUGCUGGCCGAGGAGGAGGCCACCACCAUCAUGGAGGCCGAGCGCUUGUUCAAGCAGGCGCUGAAAGCCGGCGAGGGAUGCUACCGCCGCAGCCAGCAGCUACAGCACCACGGUACGCAGUACGAGGCCCAGCACAGAAGAGACACCAACGUGUUGGUGUACAUCAAGAGGAGACUGGCCAUGUGCUCCAGAAAGCUUGGCCGGACGAGAGAGGCGGUGAAGAUGAUGAGAGAUUUGUGUGUUUUCCAGUUAAUGAAGGAGUUCCCUCUCCUCAGUAUGUUCAACAUCCACGAAAACCUGCUGGAGUCGCUGCUGGAGCUGCAAAACUACGCCGACGUGCAGGCCGUACUGGCCAAGUACGACGAUAUUAGCCUACCCAAAUCUGCAACGAUAUGCUACACAGCAGCUUUGCUCAAAGCCAGAGCCGUGUCAGACAAAUUCUCUCCAGAGGCAGCGUCUAGACGAGGUUUAAGCACGGCAGAGAUGAAUGCAGUAGAAGCAAUCCACAGAGCUGUGGAGUUCAACCCGCACGUCCCCAAAUACCUCCUGGAGAUGAAGAGUCUGAUCCUUCCUCCGGAGCACAUCCUCAAGCGAGGAGACAGCGAGGCUAUCGCGUACGCCUUCUUCCACCUGCAGCAUUGGAAGCGUGUCGAGGGAGCGCUCAAUUUACUGCACUGCACCUGGGAGGGCACAUUCAGAAUGAUCCCGUAUCCUUUGGAGAAAGGUCAUCUCUUCUAUCCUUAUCCCAUCUGCACAGAGACAGCAGACAGAGAGCUGCUACCCACAGUGUUCCACGAGGUGUCGGUAUACCCCAAGAAGGAGCUCCCCUUUUUCAUCCUCUUCACAGCCGGCCUCUGCUCCUUCACCGCCAUGCUGGCUCUGCUCACGCAUCAGUUCCCGGAACUCAUGGGCGUCUUUGCCAAAGCGUUCCUGAGCACGCUGUUUGCGCCGCUCAACUUCAUCAUGGAGAAGGUGGAGAGCAUCCUGCCGUCCAGCCUUUGGCACCAGCUCACACGCAUCUGACAAACUUGACUGGUUUUUUUUUGUUUUGUUUUGUUUAUUUUUGGAUUAUUUAAAAAAAUUCUUUGUUGUACAAAAAAACAAGUUGCCAUCAUUAAAAAAAAAAAGAAAAAGAAACACAA